AUGAUGACCGAAAAUAGAAUUAGUUCAAGUAAUCACGUUGGAAACAGUAUGACCAGUCAGAAUAAGGGUGAUGUCGAUAAAAGUAUCGAUGACAUCGGUUGGAAAUCAAAAUUAAAAAUACCCCCGAAAGACAGGAGAAUAAAGACUAGUGAUGUAACAGACACAAGAGGUAAUGAGUUUGAAGAGUUUUGCCUAAAACGUGAGCUGCUGAUGGGCAUUUUUGAGAAAGGAUGGGAAAAACCUUCUCCUAUUCAAGAGGCUUCUAUUCCUAUCGCACUCAGUGGUAAAGAUGUCCUCGCAAGAGCUAAAAAUGGAACUGGCAAAACUGGCGCUUAUUGUAUUCCAGUUUUAGAACAGGUGGAUCCCAAAAAAGAUGCUAUUCAAGCUUUAAUUGUGGUACCAACUAGGGAGUUAGCGCUCCAGACAUCACAAAUUUGCAUUGAACUGGCAAAGCACACAGAUAUUCGUGUAAUGGUUACUACUGGAGGUACUAAUCUCCGGGAUGACAUUAUGCGUAUUUAUCAAAAUGUUCAAGUUAUUAUUGCUACGCCGGGUCGUAUGAUUGAUCUCAUGGAUAAACAAGUUGCCAAGAUGGACCAGUGCAGGAUGCUGGUUCUUGAUGAGGCAGAUAAACUUCUUUCUCAAGACUUCAAAGGAAUGUUGGAUAUGGUUAUUUCACGAUUGCCCAAAGAACGCCAGAUCUUACUGUUCUCUGCAACCUUCCCACUGAGUGUAAAGCAAUUCAUGGAAAAGCACUUACGAGAACCAUAUGAGAUUAAUCUCAUGGAGGAGUUAACACUGAAGGGAGUUACACAGUACUAUGCAUUUGUACAAGAGAGACAGAAAGUUCAUUGUUUAAAUACACUUUUUUCUAAGUUGCAAAUAAACCAGUCUAUAAUAUUCUGUAAUUCAACUCAGCGUGUAGAGUUACUUGCAAAGAAAAUAACUGAACUAGGAUACUGCUGUUACUACAUUCACGCGCGUAUGGCGCAAGCACAUCGUAAUCGUGUGUUCCACGAUUUUCGGGCGGGACUCUGCCGCAAUCUCGUGUGCUCUGACCUGUUCACUAGAGGUAUCGACGUGCAAGCCGUCAACGUCGUCAUCAACUUUGAUUUCCCACGUAUGGCUGAAACCUACCUACAUCGCAUCGGUCGUUCAGGACGUUUCGGUCACUUGGGUAUUGCUAUCAACCUAAUCACAUAUGAGGACCGUUUUGCUCUGCAUCGCAUUGAGCAAGAGCUGGGUACUGAGAUCAAGCCGAUCCCGAAGGUGAUCGACCCGGCGCUAUACGUAGCGCGCCCGGACGACGAUGACUCGGCCGACAAGUAA
This is a messenger RNA of Spodoptera littoralis (African cotton leafworm), 1329 nucleotides long. The record is from the annotation of a GenBank genome assembly. Lineage: Eukaryota; Metazoa; Arthropoda; Insecta; Lepidoptera; Noctuidae.